Molecule: messenger RNA, 5366 nt
Organism: Python bivittatus (Burmese python)
Lineage: Eukaryota; Metazoa; Chordata; Lepidosauria; Squamata; Pythonidae
Source: RefSeq, a predicted model, not a curated record
GCUGGUGGUAGGAGCCCCAUAUGAGAUCAAUGGGCCCCAGAAAACAGGAGAUGUCUACAAGUGUUCAGUGAAUGGCAAGGCCAACAGUACAUGUUCCAAGCUCAAUCUAGGAAGAGUAACUCUGUCCAAUGUGUCAGAACGAAAGGAUAACAUGCGCCUGGGUCUCAGCUUAACUACCAACCCCAAAGACAACAGCUUUUUGGCUUGCAGCCCUCUCUGGUCUCAUGAGUGCGGAAGUUCCUAUUACACCACAGGCAUGUGCUCCAGAGUGAACUCCAACUUCAGAUACUCCAAGUCAGUGGCUCCAGCUCUCCAGAAAUGCCAGACAUACAUGGAUAUAAUUAUUGUACUGGAUGGAUCCAACAGCAUCUACCCCUGGGCAGAAGUUCAAGAUUUCCUGAUAAAAAUCUUGAAAAAAUUUUACAUUGGACCCGGCCAAAUACAGGUUGGAGUUGUCCAAUAUGGAGAGGAUGCUGUCCAUGAAUUUCACCUGAAUGAUUAUAGGUCUGUAAAGGAUGUGGUGGAAGCUGCUAAACACAUCGAGCAGAGAGGGGGUACUGAAACUCGAACAGCCUUUGGGAUAGAGUUUGCUCGCUCAGAAGCAUUUCAGAAAGGAGGACGUAAGGGUGCAAAGAAGGUUAUGAUUGUUAUCACUGAUGGAGAGUCUCAUGACAGCCCAGAUCUUGAGAAGGCGAUUGAAGGCAGUGAGAAAGACAAUGUCACCAGAUAUGCAGUUGCAGUCCUUGGUUAUUACAACAGAAGAGGGAUCAACCCUGAAGCCUUUUUGAAAGAAAUCAAAUAUAUAGCGAGUGACCCAGAUGAAAAACAUUUCUUUAAUGUCAGCGAUGAGGCUGCCCUUAAAGAUAUUGUGGAUGCUCUUGGAGAGAGGAUUUUCAGCUUAGAAGGCACCAACAAAAAUGAAAUAUCCUUUGGCCUGGAAAUGUCCCAGACAGGAUUUUCAUCCCAUAUUGUGGAAGAUGGGAUCCUGCUUGGAGCUGUUGGUGCCUAUGACUGGAAUGGUGCGGUCCUCAAGGAGACCAGCAGUGGCAAAGUUGUUCCUCACCGAGAAUCCUAUCUCCAAGAGUUCCCAGAUGAACUGAAAAAUCAUGGGGCUUACCUUGGCUACACCGUCACCUCCAUGGUGUCCACAAGACUCAACAGGAUUUAUGUAGCGGGAGCCCCUCGGUUCAACCAUACCGGGAAAGUGAUUGUUUUCACCAUGCACACGAAUCGAAGCCUCACCAUCCACCAGUCACUGACUGGAGAACAGAUUGGUGCCUACUUUGGAAGUGAAAUCAGUUCAGCAGAUGUUAAUGGGGAUGGAGUCACUGACAUUCUGUUGGUUGGAGCCCCCAUGUUCUUCAGCGAAGGACGAGAGAGGGGAAAAGUGUAUAUCUACAGCCUAAAAGAGAACCAGUUUGUUCCCAACGGGACUCUGAAGGACUUGCCCAGCUACCAGAACUCCAGGUUUGGGUCCUGCAUUGCCUCUGUCCAUGACUUGAACCAGGAUUCUUACAAAGAUGUAGUUGUGGGAGCCCCUCUGGAGGAUGAGCAUCAGGGAGCACUGUACAUCUUCCAUGGUUACAGGGAAAAUCUGAUCCGGAGAUAUAAGCAGAGAAUUGCAGCUGCUGACCUUUCUCCUGGCUUCAUGUAUUUUGGGAGCAGCAUCCAUGGGUACCUGGAUAUGAAUGAAGACAAGCUGGUGGAUCUUGCUGUGGGCUCCCGUGGAAGUGCUGUCCUAUUAUGGUCCCGCAGCGUGGUCCAAAUCAACACCACCCUCCGGUUUGAGCCCUCCAAAAUUAACAUCUUCACCAAGGACUGCAUUCGGAAUGGAAAAGAGGCCACUUGUCUGUCGGCAUUUGUUUGCUUCACUGCCGUUUUUCUCUCAGCUCAUUUUCAGACAGCACACGUAGCACUGAAUUACAACCUCACCAUUGAUGAACGACGAUAUAUCCCACGAGCCCACCUGGAUGAAAAUGGAGACCGACUUGCCCACAAGGCAGCCACCCUGCUUGCUGGGCAGGAACACUGUGACAGGAUGGACUUUCAUGUCUUGGAUACAGCUGAUUAUGUGAAGCCAGUGACUUUCUCUGUUGAUUAUGCUCUAAAUAGUCCUGAGACUGGACCAGUGAUAGAUGACGGGUGGCCAACUUCAGUGAAAGUUGCUGUACCAUUCUGGAAUGGAUGCAACGAGGAUGAGCACUGCAUCCCUGAUUUGGUUCUUGAUGCUAAAACAGAUGUCCCAACUGCAAUGGAAUAUUGCAGACGCAUCCUGAGAAAGUCUCCCUCAGAUUGCUCCGCCUACACGCUGUCUUUUGAUACCUCCAUUUUUGUCAUAGAGAGUGCCAGGAGGAGGGUAGCAGUAGAAGCCCUGUUGGAGAACAGAGGAGAAAAUGCAUAUAACACCAUUCUAAACAUUUCCUUCUCAAGAAACCUGCAGUUUGCCAGCUUGAUUCAGAAGGAUGACCUGGACGUUAACAUAGAAUGUAUGUCUGAGGAGAAACAUUCAAACAGCAAAAUUUGCAAUGUCAGCUACCCCUUUUUCCGGGCCAAAGCAAAGGUUGUUUUUCGCCUGGAUUUCGAGUUCAGCAAGUCUAUUUUUCUCCAAAACUUGGAGAUAUUUUUGAAUGCCAGCAGUGACAGUGAAGAACAAGAAAGUACAAAAGAGGACAAUUCUGCUCUCCUCAAGUUGCAGCUGAAAUAUGAAACUGAUCUCCUUUUCACCAGGAGUUCCAGCCAAAACUAUUAUGAGAUUGAAUCCAACAGUUCUCUGCAGACAUACGAUAGAAUCGGCCCACCUUUUAAUUGCACCUUUAAGCUACAGAAUCUGGGCCUCUUUCCUGUUGAUGGGAUAGUUAUCAAAAUCACAGUCCCAGUGGCCACACGAGGAGGGAAUCGUCUUCUGCAGCUAACAGGCUUCCGUGGACCAGAGGACGGUAUGAUGUGCACCAUUGGAGGCAAUAACACAGACUAUCGACGGACACCCUCAGAUGAGGAUUUAGGCCAACAUCCCCAGCUGAACUACAGUAAUUCUGAUGUGAUCUCAAUCGACUGCAGUGUGAAUCUGGCUGCCAAUGAAGAAGUCACCUUUCUCUUAUAUGGAAAUCUGUGGAUGAGGACCCUGAGAGCGCUGAAAUUCAAGUCUUUGAGAUUCAUCUUCAAUGCUGCCCUGCAGAGAGGGUUUCGUAGUGCCUUUGUCUUCAGAGAAGAGGAUCCUAGUCGCCAGAUUACGUUUGAGAUCUCCAAAGUUGAGGAGUCCCACAUCCCCAUCUGGAUCAUAAUUGGGAGUACAUUAGGUGGCCUCCUGCUGUUGGCACUCCUGGUGCUGGCACUCUGGAAGCUUGGUUUUUUUAAAAGUGCCACCCGCAAGAGAGAUGCAAGCCAAGAUCAGACCAUCAAGGAUUUGGACUAAGGUUUCCAUUCUCCCGAGUAUAUCAGCCUGGUUUUUUCUCACAACCAAGUUUACUUUGGUGUACAGCCAGCCUCUGUCUGCAUUGAUCAGUUCCCCUGUUAGCUGAAAGCAACCCAGCUGCUAAGUGUUGACUGCAAGGGAGAUGCAUCCACCAGCAAGGACUUCAAACUGGUUUCGUUUCCUUCUGCCUAAGACACUGGAACUGUGCAAUAAGGACAGAGAGGGUAAAUCGACAGAGAGCAGCCUUCUCUUUAAAAUGACAUACCUUGGGCUCAAGGCAGACGGAAAAUAUGCCAGAAGACUCUUAGGAAGAACCUCCAGCCCUUUACAAGUCUAUGGCACGUGCAGUUUUUGUUUGGGCCGAUACGCUUUUCAGUCUGCAGCCUCACUGGGGAAAUUUUGCUCCUACAAUAAAAAGAAGUGGAAAGUCUGGAUUCACAAAGAUAUUUGAGCUUGCAUUCCUUCAUCCAAGAUGUCAGGGGCAAACAAAUCAGACAGAAGCAUUCUGCAAUGCAUCCCCUUAAAAACAAAUCAAGUUGCUUUAAUAAAAUAGUGCUUCAUUCCAGAUAACUUGGGGACCUACAAAUCAAAUGGACAAAGGGGUGCUGCAGAAAGUUGAUGCUUUCAAAUGAGAUCUGCACAAUAACUUCUGAUUGCAAGUUGGGAUCACUAAAAUUAAGUGGAGAUUACUUUGCAGAUGGGCACACAGAAACACAAUCUUGCUGUCAGGUAUCUGAAGAAGAGAGAAAAUGGGUAGAAGAGAUCAAUAAUGAUCAUGUUACCAGACUACAUUUGCAAAUGCACCAGUAAAACUAGGCACCCAAUGGUUUUGAAGGCCUAGGCCAACGAUACAAUGCACUGGACGCUGCUUCUGCACGUGGAAUUCCUUUUCAUUCCCAAAGCAAGGAGUACGGAAGUGCUCAUAAAGAGAAGCCGCCCAACAACCCACCAGCUUUUUUCAGUUUUUGCAUGGAGCAGAUGGAGAUCUUGAUUAUCUUCUUUUUAUAUGCACUGAACAAAUACCCACAGUUAUAAGCACCUUAAUGCAAGCCUUCAAUCCUCAGCUGUAUAUACUUAUUCUGAAAAUGUUUAACUUUCUUAUUUUUAAGGUGAUUUUUAAGAAAAACCAGUUUGAAGUAUUUUCCCCAAGUUGUGCAAUUUCCAAAAUCAAUAGAGACAGGAAAAAUGUAUUAUAUGUAUAUACUUUUGUAUGUUGGAAAGGAUUUAAUUGACUAUUUUUUCUUUUGCGUAUAAAAUUAUUUAUGCCAUUGUUAAUAUUAAUAACUGAAAAUGAGAUAUUGGUUCAGCUGAAUUCAGUAACAUACAUAAAAUGUACCAUUAGGGCUUUUUUAAAAAAAAUAAGAAAAAGAAAAUUAAACAUUUUUAAGUGAAUGUUUAGAUAUCCUCAUUUGUCUAAAGCCAGUUUUAAUGCAUUAUAAACAUUACUUUCCCCACUGGGUGAAUAUCACACACCCACCUCUGAUAGUCAGUGGACGAAUCUGAUUACUCAACAAGUUAGUUGUGAGAGGUCACAGCCGAGCAACCUGAUGCCCUCAAAACCCAUCAGGUUUCUUGGCAGCCCUGCUAGAGCUGCCGCCAAGCAUCAUCCUUAAUGUGAAAGAAAGGAGGGGGCUAUUAAAUGAUGGAAAAUAAUCCUAUUAAUUGCAAUGAAUUUCAUUAAUUUACAUUUAAAUUAAAAUCAAAUCAACACUAGUUUUCUGUCCACUUUGGGGCUUGAGCCAUCAAAGGUCAAGUGGACCCUUGACUGACCCUCUCAAAAAUGUACCCCCUCAGUUUGGGACAUUUUAGUGAUGAAGUGAGACUGUAGCUUUCACAGAGAGUGGCGUAGAGGUAGGCAGGAAGUCUCCUUAGAAGCAGAAACAAGAUGGGCUCUAAGAUCAACUGUUGUGUGUGAUUUUAUUUUUGUAAAUUGCUUUGAGAAGGUGGUGGUAGU